Messenger RNA from Thalassophryne amazonica, 6578 nucleotides. RefSeq names its product calmodulin regulated spectrin-associated protein family, member 2b (gene camsap2b). NCBI's taxonomy places the organism in Eukaryota, Metazoa, Chordata, Actinopteri, Batrachoidiformes, Batrachoididae. Gene Ontology annotation, biological process: negative regulation of microtubule depolymerization; cytoplasmic microtubule organization; neuron projection development. The coding region runs from base 432 to 4982 and encodes 1516 amino acids. Gene Ontology annotation, cellular component: microtubule minus-end. Gene Ontology annotation, molecular function: microtubule minus-end binding; calmodulin binding; spectrin binding. The record is from RefSeq and is a predicted model, not a curated record. The transcript is spliced from 23 exons.
AACAUUUAGAAAAGGAAGAAAGAAGAAAAGAUGGGCACAGACGGCUGCCUGGGUGGAUUUAUGAGGCUUUCCGGUCGUGUGGAACCGUAACCGGCCUCUGAGGAGCAGCCUGGGAAAAAAGAAAAAACAUGUCAGGGAAUCUUCAGAAAUCCAAACGACUAAAACAUAAGAACUGCGCGCUGCUGUAGCGGUCUGUCUUACUGACAUACACCCGGAGCUGUGUGGGAGAGGAGCGGCGUUCCACCUCCCAAAAAAAUCAUCGUGACCUGGAACAUCAGAGCAGACUCAAAAGUUUUUUUUUUUUUCAGAGGAGAAUUUGCUGCAUUGGAUUCCUCUGGACGGGAUGUCAGCAGGAAUUCCACUGGCUGUGUGAUAUUCCCGGUGCAGUGUAAGAGGGAAUUCUUGGAUAAAAAAAAAACAACAACAACAACAUGGGAGAUGCUUCAGGCGACAGGCAGACCUUCAUCGUUCCUGCUAUCAAAAGCUUCGAUCAUUAUGACUUUACGAGGGCCAAGAUCUCCUGCAGCCUGACGUGGCUCGUGGCCAAAGCUUUCGGCUCGGAUGAGGUUCCAGAGGAGCUGGUUGAUCCUUUCUACAGGGACCAGUACAACCAGGAGCACCUGAAGCCUCCAGUCGCCUGUCUCCUCCAGUCCGCCGAGCUCUACUGCCGGGCGGGAAGCCUGAUCCUCCGGAGUGAUGCUGUCAAACCCUUACUGGGACACAACGCUGUCAUCCAGGCCUUGGCUCAGAAAGGGCUCUAUGUAACUGAUCAGGAUCGGCUGGUCACCGAACGAGAUCUCACCAGCACACCAAUACACAUGAGUUCUCACCUGGCACUUAUUGACACGCUGAUGAUGGCCUACACGGUGGAGAUGGUGAGCGUGGAGCGGGUGAUGUCCUGCAUCAACAGAUACUCCUCUGCUGACCCAUCAAACAGUGACAGACACAUCCAGCAGCUGCCGUAUGACACCGAGGACGCAAUCACCACUUGGAUCAAUAAGGUGAAUGAACACCUAAGGGACAUUCUCAUAGAAGAACAGAAGCUGAGAGAAGCUUCCCUUCAGGAAUCUAACACCGCAACACCCAAAGCUCGCUACAGGAGGGAACAUGCCCAGCAGAGGAACGCUCCAUCCCUCCCCCUGGUGGAGAACCUGCUGAAGGACAACACAGAUGGCUGUGCCCUGGCUUCGCUGCUGCACUUUUACUGUCCCCGGGCUGUCAGACUGGAAGAUAUCUGUCUCAAGGAGACCAUGUCUCUAGCAGACAGUCUGUACAACCUCCAGCUGGUGCAGGACUUCUGCAGGAACAACCUCAACCACUGCUGCCACUUCAGUCUGGAGGACAUGCUCUACGCACACGCGUCCAUAAAGAGCAACUUGUUGGUGUUCAUGGCUGAGCUUUUCUGGUGGUUUGAAGUGGUAAAACCCUCCUUUGUACAGCCCAGAGUGUUUGACCCAGAAGCCUGUGAUCCUGUACUUUCCUGUAGAAAUAUGGCUCCUGUGUCCAGCCCAGUCAAACAAAGCAAUGCGGACAGAUCUAACAGUCUGGAGAGUGUCCCUGCUGAAGGUUUAAUGAAGAGAUCUACUUCCUUGUCCUUUGUGGAUGGCUGUGUUGGGACAUGGCCCAAAGAGAAACGCUCAUCUUCUCGGGGAAUCUCCUUUGAGAUUCCUUUGAAUGGGGAUCCGACUUUGCCACCAUGUGAUGCUCCAUCUGUCCGUGGCAUGACCCGCUCAAUUAGCACAGAUGGCCUUGGGUUCAAAGUUCACUAUGCAUCCAGAGGAGGUAUGAAGCGCCACUUCUCACUCUUACCCGUCAGUGUAAACGGCCAGAGUGGGAGCAGACAUAUAGUGGAAGAAGAUGAAGACUUCAAGGUCCACAAACCCGUGGCACGGAACAAUACCUUCUCCAUCAAGAACCAAAGCAGGUACUCAAAUGGAGUCCUUCCUGAAAGCAACCACAACCUUAACAGUCACCAUGGAAACCGCAGUCCGACUCCUCCGAGCAUUGAGGAGGCUCUGAAGAUUAUCCAUAACACAGAACGGCCCCAUGCUAGCUUGGGUGUUGGAGACAGAGACAGUGGCUUCUUUCUCCAUGGUGCAGAGUCUUUAGACCCUCCAGGUGGCCAGGGUCAGGGAGAUGACCCAUGUUCAGCUAAGGCCCAAUUGAAUGACAAUGACCCCAACUCUAUUUCCACUGAUGAAGUGGACACGGGCAUUCAUGUGAGGACAGAGGACAUACAAAGCGUGGAUGAGGACUCUUCAUCUCUAAGAGAUUAUUCAGAUAUAGACCCAGACUGUGAGGCUAUGACCAGGUCAUGCCCUCUACCUGACAGAAUGGAGGGGGAGAGAAGUAGAGAAAGAGGGACCGAAAGAGUUGAUGACACGAAGCCUGAAGGUACAAGGGGAGAAGGAGGUGACAGAAGUAGCCCAUGUGCCAGUUCAGUGCCCACACUUCCCAGAUCUUACACAGUCAGCCCCACCUCUUCCUCUGGUGGCUCUGGAAGUGCCUUGGUUCGGAUGACAAGCUUUGCAGAGCAGAAGUUCAGAAAACUGGAGGGAAGGAGCAGUGGAGGAACUACGCCAGACAGCUCAGACAUCAACGUUCCAUACACACACCUGGCAAAAUUUUCCUCUGAGAUUUCCGCACCCCCUCUGCCAAUCAUAUCUCCCACUCCAACAACGCCUUCACCCAGAGACCCCUCCCAUCUGAUAGCCUCAGAGAUGAUACAGUUAAAGAUGAAGCUGGAAGAGAAACGCAGAGCCAUUGAAGCCCAGAAAAAGAAGGUUGAAGCAGCGUUCACUCGCCAUCGCCAGAAGAUGGGCAGAACGGCUUUUCUAAACGUCGUGAGAAGGAAAGGCGUUACGUCCCCCAUCAGCCCCAGCGCAGGGGGAGCAGAAACACCAUCACCCGGGCCCCUCACGUCCUCCAAGGAGACAGCUGAAGGCAGCAUGGAGCGAGUGGAGAGGUGCAAACCUGAUGGAGCUGCUCCCAAAUUUGCCUGUGAAGAUGGUGGAGCAGGUGUGACUCCGGGUGAAGUUGACCUCACAGAAUAUACUCGCUCCAUUGAGAGGCUGAACACAUCUCUGGGCUUCCUGCAAACAGAGAUGCAACGUUUGGCCCAACAGCAGGAGAAGAUCAUGGCGAUGAGAGACCAACAGCCACAACAACAAGCCUGGGUCAUCCCUCCUCCUGCUCCUUCUCCACACAGGCAGCUCCGUGAAUUGCGUAGCAGCAGUGUAUCAGGUCGGGGAUCAGGCCGAGGCUCUGUCGGGUCUUUGUCUCCCAUCUUGUCUUCUUCGGGCUCUCCUCAUGCUGCCAAUCGUUCCCCUGCUGGUAUUAAGCGGCGGCCAGCCUCUUUCCAUGCCAGAACCCCAAGGACACCAAGACCAAAUGAUCUGAAGGUCACUCCCUUCAGUCGGAUGCUUAACACCCCCACCUCAGUGGACAGCCUGCCCAGACUGAGGCGUUUUGCCCCCAGCCAAACCCAGCUCAGUUCUUUUGCCUAUCUUGGUCAUGAUGACGAACAUGUAGCUGGCAAUAACCUCGAGACCAAGGACAACAACGGUAAGGCUAAAGAGAAGGGAAAUACAAUGGCACAUAAGAGUGCUGGCACUCUUCAGACCAAUACUAAAGAACCAUCCAAAGAGAAGAAGUGUGAGAGUCAGGAGGAGAGGACAGAAGCAGAGCUGGCUACCUUGAAAGGUGAAGUCAAAGAAAGAAUGAACUCAGAAGUGCUGGUGCAGCCCGUGUCUGAGAUCCAAGGAACGGGAUGUAGCCGGUACAAGGGAGAGCCUCAGGACAAGAGAGACCUAGUGGAAGUACCACUGUCUGGACUGAAGGCUCCAGAAGACCGGGGUCAGGAGAUGGAAGCAGAAGAAGCAGGUGUAGACCCUUAUGGAGAUGAUCAGAAAGUGUGCUGUGGAUUCUUCUUCAAAGAUGAUGUGAAAGGAGAAGAGGACAUGGCAGCAAAGAAAGCCGCUCUGCUGGAGAAGAGGCUGAGGAGAGAGAAGGAGGCGCAGCAGAGGAAGCAACAGCAGGAACUGGACCAGGAACAGAAGAGGGAAGCUGCAAGGUUGAAGGCAGAGGAAGAGCAGCAGAAGAAGGAUGAAGACAAAGCAAGGAGAGACUAUAUAAAGAAUGAGUAUUUGAGGAGGAAGCAGCUCAAACUGAUGGAGGACAUGGAUGAUUUCAUCAAGCCCCGGUCUGGAAGUCUCAAGAAGAAGCCUCGCCCAAAGUCCAUCCACAGGGAUGUCGUAGAGUCCUCUACGCCCCCUGUGAGAGGGGUGCAUCCACGAGCAUUCUCAGUAUCUAGCAUUUCUUUGGCUUCUCUCAACCUGACUGAUAAUGACAACAACCGGCCAGAUAACAAGAAGACCACCAGAGGCAGUAAAAUAGCUUCUGGCCAUAUCCCAUUCUUUUUAAAUUCCCCCAAAGAAAGAAAAGGAAGGCCAGAUUCUGCAGAAGGCUUUUCGUCUUGCCCUUCGGGUGGCAGUCGAAAUGGAGAGAAGGACUGGGAAAAUGAUUCUACUACGUCAUCCACUCCCUCCAACACUGAAUACACAGGUCCCAAACUAUACAAAGAGCCCAGUGCCAAGUCCAACAAGUAUAUCAUACAAAAUGCACUGGCUCACUGCUGCCUGGCGGGCAAGGUCAACGAAGGGCAAAAGAACAAGAUACUUGAUGAAAUGGAGAAGUCUGAAGCCAAUAACUUCCUGGUGUUGUUCCGUGACGCGGGAUGCCAGUUCAGGUCCGUGUACACCUACUACCCCGAGACUGAGGAGAUCUCCAAACUGGCUGGCAUUGGGCCAAAGAGCAUCACAACCAAGAUGAUCGAGUGUCUGUACAAGUACAACUCGGACAGGAAGCAGUUCAGCCGAAUCCCAGCCAAAACCAUGUCCGCCAGUGUGGACGCCGUCACCAUCGCGAGCCAUCUGUGGCAGACCAAGAAGCAGGGUACACCUAAAAAACUGCACCAGAAGUAGUGUUGUAUUGACUUGCAGUGGUCUGGAACUGGAAGGAUUUGUGGACAUUGCUUUUUUUUUGUUUUUUUAUUGUUGGGCCCUGCUUUUACAUGUCGCAACUGGAAAGUAAAAACACAAACGGGCCUCACAGAUGUUGUUUUAACACAUAACUGACUGCGACACUCUGGACUAUUUAAAUAGGCACAACUGUGUACUUGUCAGCAUGUGUAUCGAUGUUUUUAUGUGCCAAAAAUGGAGAUGACAUUCUAGGUGGACCUAUGCCUUACCUAGGCGAAGCACUAAAGCACUGAAUGUUAACACCUCCUCAAGAGGAAGUUUGGGCUUCUAUACGUUGAUCAUGCGUGGCCUUAAGCUUUUUGUGUCACAUGGAUGUGCUGAGAGUGUUGCGUUGAAGCCUGUUGAAAACGUCUGGUGUGAUAUAAGAGAGUUUGUGCGUACACACAGAUCUGUGAUCAGAUUACGCUCCCGUCAAUCUCCUGAUAUUUGGAAAGUUUUGUCUGAUCUGGGAUCAGCUAGAUGCAGGAUUUUUUAUUAUUAUUAUUAUUCGUUUUUGCUGCUAUACAGGCCUUUGUUGUUGCUGUUUUGUCAUUUUAAUACGUGACUGAAAAAUGUAACAUUUCAGAUUUGUGUGUGUGUGUGUGUGUCUCAUGAAGUACCAAGAAGUUGUGAGGGGAAAUACCUCAUGUGACGAUCGCAGUUCCUGUUGUUUGUGUGCAGUCAUUGUCGUGCGGUAUGAGAAUCAUCGAACAGUUCUGGAAAACACCUGCAAUAGAAUCUUAAUUUAUUUUCAUUUUGAUAAUGCUUUGAAGAUAUUUUAAAAGGCGUCUUGGAUUUUAUUCUGAGAAACGUAUUCUUCUAUACAUAUAUCAGUGAACUCAGUUUGUAUAUAAGUGCAGUUUCAUUAAAAAUGAACAAGCUUGUAGCAGCUUUAUAAUUUAUCGAGUAUGUUGUUGUUAUGGGGCCUUUUUUGUGCUACAGAUGCAAAAUGUGUGAUCGCUCCACACUAUCAUCAGCUUGUAGAGUAGACGAAAAUCUCAUGUCAUGCUAUCAGUCUGUGCAAUUAAAAGUACUUCAGCUGACCGUCAACAUGUUGCAGACAGAACGAAAAUGCUCAUAAUGUCACUUUAAUGUGGAUAUUGUCUUAACUGUUGCAUCUGGAUUGUUGUCAAAAAUAGUCCAGAGUUGUAAAUAGAUUAUCUUACCUUUGUUGCACCUGAUUACAAAUGUAUUUUCCACUUCAGUACUGUCACAUUUAUUUUUACAUUAUUGAUCCAUUUUUUUAAACUGUUUCUUCCUUUCCUAUGUGUCAAGUACACAGAUAUAUUUUCGCAAACAGAAAUAUAUUUCAUAAUGAUGUUUUUUGACAUGUCAUAGGUAUGUACUGAUGCAACAGUACAGUGUAAGAAGGGUAAGGGUGUGUGUGUGUGUGUAUGUAAAGUGACUUGGUAAGCAUACCUGUACUAAGAAAAAUGUUUUUUUUUCCCCUACUCUGAAUGAAUUUUGAUUUUAUUUCACUAAUAUGCUUACCGCAGCUGCUCAUGGAUUUUUCUUUUUCUAUUCUUUUGAGCUUUAUUAAAAUGUCAGCUAUCAACAGUA